Messenger RNA from Parastagonospora nodorum SN15, 459 nucleotides. RefSeq lists its product as hypothetical. Lineage: Eukaryota; Fungi; Ascomycota; Dothideomycetes; Pleosporales; Phaeosphaeriaceae. Gene Ontology annotation, molecular function: fatty acyl-CoA hydrolase activity. The transcript has a single exon. Bases 1 to 459 code for a protein of 152 amino acids. The record is from RefSeq and is a predicted model, not a curated record.
AUGAGCGCCGAUGCACCCAACGACCCUGAGAUCCUCGCGCACGUCGAGAAGUUCUGGGAAGGUCGCAAGCCGUCCAGUCCCAUCUACCAAUUCUUGCUCGAUGACAUCAAAAUCACCUAUGCGUCCAAGGGCGUUGUCCGCGCACGCCUGCCCCUGACUAACAACCACGUGAACACGCACGGAGGCAUCCAUGGCUCUGUUUCAGCGACACUCAUCGACUGGGUCGGCGGCAUCGCCAUCGCUGCAUGGGACAACCGCACCAAGACGGGAGUAAGCACAGACAUCCACAUUUCCUACCAGAGUUCUGCCAAGGCUGGAGACACGAUUGAAAUCGAGGGCAAGGCUGGCAAGGUUGGCGGCACGCUGGCUUUCACUACUGCCACGAUAUGGAAGUUGGUGGACGACAAGCCGGGACCGAUAGUCGCGACUGGAUCUCACACCAAGUUCGUCAAGAUAUGA